Messenger RNA from Pecten maximus, 5146 nucleotides. Its product is annotated as testis-expressed protein 10 homolog. The record is from RefSeq and is a predicted model, not a curated record. Bases 85 to 2553 code for a protein of 822 amino acids. The transcript is spliced from 15 exons. NCBI's taxonomy places the organism in Eukaryota, Metazoa, Mollusca, Bivalvia, Pectinida, Pectinidae. Gene Ontology annotation, cellular component: nucleus; MLL1 complex.
GUGACCGCAAGCUUCCGGGAAAACCACGUGCAUGUCAAAUUUAUAAACACAACAUAGUGGCGAAGUGUUAGGAAAUCAUUUGCCAUGGGAAAAGCAAAGAAAAAGAAAAAGGAUUUUCAGAAAGUUAAGCUGAAGGUUGGCAAGCAGUUAAAAAAGGCUGAUAAUGUGACUACAGGUAGUUUUCAGACUAGAUCUAUACAAGUGAUCCAACGACUCAAAUCCAAUGACUCUCAGCCUAGUACAAAACGAAACCUUAACAUAAAGGAGCUGUUGACGCAAUGCCAACACUAUAGUAUAUCGGUCCGACAUGACGCCCUGACAGGAAUGCGUGAACUCUUGACGACAUAUCCUGAUCUCAUCAGGUCACAUCUGUCAGUGGUUUUAGAACGUACUGCGUCAAUGUUCUCUGACAAAGAUGCGGCAGUACGCCAAGCUAACAUCAAACUUCUGAAAUCAGUCCUACCACUUGUAUCGGAACGGCAAAUCACCUCCUUCUUUCCAAUCAUUAGUGCCCACUUGUGUUGUGCUAUGUCUCAUAUUUAUGAUGACAUACAGUCAGACUCUCUCAAGAUACUCGAUCUUUUUCUAGAUAACUUUGCUCAACUGGUCAUAGGAAGCUCCAACCAGCUUCUUCCAAAUUUCAUCGAGCAGAUUUCUUCCUCGAAAACUACAGGUGAUAAAAAGCGAACUCUGAAUGUCAAUCCUAACAGAAAAACAACAUCCCAGAAGUGGAGAAGCACAGUUUUAGAAAGACUACACAAACUUCUAACAGCUGUAAUGAAGUACGAACUAACUGGGAAAAUAACUCCGGGUCAAGGUCAAUCUCAAUCGGGAAAUCUGAUGUCCAGGCCCAGCUGUAAGAUGGUUCGGUGGGAGAGGGACUGUGAUUGUGGACAUUUACCAAUACCACAGACAUUUUUAUCUAGACUUGACUCCAGUGGUGUGCUCAUUAGAUCUAGUCAGAUUUCCAAAAAGACUGCCACAGAGGAUGGUUAUGCUCUGACAGGUGAGGGAGGAAUGGAGAAGUUCGUUCAGGUGUUAGUUCCCCUUUUGUUGGAAUGCUGGGUAGAGGCAGAGGGUUCACAUCACAUGUCUAAUAAAAAAGGUCACAGUAACUUGAUUUCCCAGGAGUCUCUUGGUAUUCGAGGAAGUGUCCUACAGGUUAUACAGUUGCUUUGGCAAUGUGUUCAUAAGAACAAUCUGCCUUUGAUGGAGACUAUGAAAAAUAAAUACCUGUCCGACUUCAGGAGCCAAUUCCUUCAGCAUUUCCCCUACGCUGUUCACCAGCCAGCUGAAAGGACAGGGAAAGAGAAAAAACCAAAACAAAGCUCAGAAAUACAGCCUUCAGCAACGAGUCUGAAUCUGGCUGUGUGUGACAUCAUGGCCCACUUUAUGUCACUCCCAGCUGACCAAUCACAGAAGCAUGGUGCAUCAUCAUGGGUGUCGGACAUCUUUGGUUACCUUGGUGACAUAGUCCAAGAAGAGGGGCUUAGUUCACAGGACCAACACACGGUGAUGAUGAUCAUUAACCGCCUUUUGUCUCGAUAUCAAGAUCAUGGUUGCCUAGACAACUUGCUGCUACAGAUGCUGAAUAGGUACACAAGUUGCCACCCUCUUGCCAACCAACGGAAAGAACUGUUGAAUUUCUUCUCUGAUAUCUUCAUGGACCAUCAAUUUGAGGACCUCAUUAACUCCAACAUGGCUAUCACUUUUCUGGGAACAUUGCCGGACAUGUUUUUUAAAUCUAUAUCUAACCGCCAGAUGGCAGCACAAGUUUUAAUGGUGAUGAAAAAAGCGGUGUGUCAAUCCAAAAUGUCAACAGCUGCUAUGGAUGUCAUACAGAGCUUUGUGGAUCAAGUUUUAGAGAAGUCCUCAACAGUAUUUACCAAUCUUGAAAGUAGUACACAGAAAAGGUUUGUGGAGCUGAUAUAUUAUGUACCUCCACUCCAGGAGAGCUCCCUGUCCUCCAUUGUGAGGCUGUGCAGGUGUCCUCAAGUGCCUGUGGAUAUUUGUUUGUAUCUUAUACAAAUACUACAUCACAGAUAUAUGAAGGAGAAUCCAGCAGUUGAUGAAAGUAUCUGUCACAUCAGUACACUUCUCAGUAUACUCAUCUCACCAGCAGAUGAUGACAAUGAAGAUAAGGAAACUGAAGCCACGUUUGUUCACUGUCAUGGUAACCGUCAACUUUGCUGUCAUUUUGACCUGGUGAUUUGGGAAAGAUCUUUGACUGUGAUAAAGGCAGUGUGUUCCAUCUUCCAGCAGUUCAGAAACACGUCACAGGUCGCAGAAGUUUUAGAGUCAUUUCUACAAUCUUACCUGAAUGAAAAGAGCAAACUUUCAAGCCAAAACCUGAUGUCCAUUACUAUUCUAGCCAAUCACAUGAACUCUUGGAAAUGUCCAAUGAGGAGGAACCUUACAGAGCUUGUGUGUGGCUACAUUUGGUGCUUGUUCAAUAUAUUUGUAGCCAAUGGGGCACAAGUAUCGGACUUUAUCCAAAAUCUGAAAACAGAGUGUGCAGAUUUUGUUGAUCUCAGCAGAGGUCGGAGUUCCUGAGUUUUCUGGAAAAUAUGUCCCAGGAUUUCAGCAGAGCUUCUGAUGAGGGUGAUAUACAGAGAGUGUGUGAAGCAGCCUCUAUCCUACUGAGACACCAGGGGACCAACAUACACCAACACGCUAGCUCUGUUAACAUUAUACUAACAUCGGCUAAGACUAAGUUUCCUUCUGUUAUAAAUAAACAGUGGUGGUCAGAUUUUCUCUAUCUGGUGUCACUGGUCAGCUGAAGAACUGGAUGAAAGAGGUAAUUUCAUCAUCGGUAACUGAUCAGCUGAGGGACAGUUAAAAUGGACAUCUCAUAACUGGUCAGGAAAUGGAAAAUGUCAAAGUGGACAAAGUCAGAGUGGGCAAAAUCAGAACGGGCAUCUCAAGGAAUGCUGCUGGUCAGAAAAUUGAUUGGGUGAAAGUGGUCAUUUCAUCAUCAUUUAAGAGUCAGCAAAUGGAUAUCGUUAACGUGGACAAAAUAAAAGUGGACAUCUCAGGAAUAGCUGCUGGUCAGCUAUUCAAUGAGUUAUUCAUAUUUUAGCUGUGGGACACCAUCAAAGUGGAUGCUGAACAUCUUGAGAUUGGCCGCUGACCGCUGUCUGGCCACUGAUAACAGUUCUAAAGGCAAGGUCAGAAUGGACGUGUUGUGGUCUGUAAUUGGUCACCAGCAGGAGAAUUACAGCAAACAUUUAUCCUGGUAGUUGCUUGUGUUUGGAAUACAGUUUAAGCAGAUUGCUGUCAAGUUCUGAUGUCGGUGACCAGCAGUCCCUUAAAAUAACCCAAUCUCUCAUGUCAUCGGUCAAUGUAUUCAAUUAUGAGUUUCAUAGCACAUAUAACCUUGAUCAGACAUUGGCUCGCAUUGAUAUUAGACGUACACCCAUAAACUGAAAUUUCCUUGCCCAUGGUAAUUGAUUGCGAUUGUGAAUAUGCAGGAGUUACUGGAGAAACCUUUGUAACGUAAACUAACUUAUCGUUGUUCAUCAGAUAUGAAAAUCCAUGGCAGAUUUGUGAAACAUUAAUACCUUAAUAAACUAGGGGUCUCUGUACAAGAUAUUACGGUUGUUUGUUUGGUAGGUUUAUCACCCCAUGGACAGCCAGGGUCAUUUUGAGGCUGGGUCUCCUUGUAGUAGUUGGUAGCUACCUCACUGAACAGCUCACGGGAGGCCUUAGGCAUGCUAUCCAGAGCAAUUAGGGUAAAGUUUCUUGCCAAAGGACACAACCACCACAACAAUAAACCUGCCCAUUUCUCAGCUUCAUGAAGAAAUACAAAAUGACUCGGGUAGCAAGCGUCGAACUGUGCACCUCCGCGGUUAAGUCAGGAUAUUAUUUACUUAUGAUUUUAGCUAUUUGCUCUAAAGACAUAUCUAAUUUGCUUUCUGCUGAAUAUUGACAGAUUUUAAAAGUGUCUUACCAAAGUACAAGGUAUACUUCACAUUCAGUCCUGGUGUAAUGUAUUGUUUUAUAUCACAUCUCGAGAAUAAAACAAAUGUAAUAUCAAAUGUCCAGCUUUUUAAUUGUAUUUCUCUGAUACGACAUAACCCAGAGCAUUGCCAUAGUGCAUCUCCAGUACCUUCUGAAAUGUGAUUGGUAUCCUGUAUAUAUUUGUAACAACUGACAAGUUAUUUGUGUAUCAGAACUAUCUUCUAGAAAAUAUCUAUAACUAUAAUCGAACACCAUUUAAAUGUUUAUCACAAUCUGUUCAGUUUGACCAGAGUUUCCAUUUAUAAAAUAAAGACAGACCUGGUUAAUAUUGUAUAUUUUCAUUUCUGCCGAAUCUUGACAGAUCUAGAACUUGAACUAGAAAAAUGCUUGAAAUGUUACAUUUAAUAAGCAUACUGUGUGGGUAUUGCUAAAGCAAUAGAUGUUCCCUAUCAGCCCCAGCUAAAAUUAGUAAGUGACCUUGACCUUGACCUAAAAUCAUUGAAACUCAAAUUUGUCAGCAAUAUUAUGGUCCUUUAUCAUUGUGUGAAGUUUGAUCAAAAUCUGUCUGAGAAUGAAGCCGCUACAGUGCUGACAAAUAUUUUUGUUACAUAUGUACAAGACAGAGGGGGAGAAACCCUAUAGUCCCCAUGCUGUCACCGGAGACUAAAAAUAGCCAAACUGGUUUGUUGACAAACAAGUAAAAAAUUCCAUUCCUGUGAUCAGUAGUUUGUUCUCCAGUAACUUGCAUGUAGAUACAAAAUGAUAUUUUAUGGAUGGUACUCCCAAACUCUAACACUGACAGGUCAGCAAGGCCCCUCCCCCUCCAGUGGGACCCCAAUACAUUGUGGGGAUUGUAUAGGUGUCUAAAUGGAAUGUCAGUUAUUAGUCAUAUGACAUGUAAACAUCAAAAACAACAAAACAUUGUCCAGAGGCACUAAAGUUUAUUAUCACAGCUAGCAGUAACAUGUAUAUAUAGAAAACUUAAUUGGUUUAAAGCUUAUUUGGAUAAAUCAUAGCUUACCAGUCAGUCUUUAGUUUUAACAGGGUAUAAUAAUUUAGUUCAUUUUGGUUUCAACAGUUAAGGGGCUAAUUAAACAAAACAUUUAAUUAAACUCUGAACAAGCUCAAGCAGGUAAACUAUGAUUUUCCUUCUUAAAGCAAACAAGUAUAAGUAAUUAAUUUGACA